AUGCGUCCAGCCGACGGAUUCGUUGUUUGGCUCGAUUUUCUACAUUUUCCGUCAACAUCGACAAGCCGCCCAACCCUUGAUAACACCCACAAGGUAGUAAGUUUGUCUGGUUGCCUGGCCGACGGCGGGUCCUGGGAUAGAACCCCGUCCCGGAUGGACGAUGAACGCGGACCGGGAGGACGAUGGGGCUGUUGUGUGCAAUUGAAGGGCAGACUUGCCUCGGUUUCUGGUGGAGCCAAGUUUUUUUAG
Molecule: messenger RNA, 249 nt
Organism: Protopolystoma xenopodis
Lineage: Eukaryota; Metazoa; Platyhelminthes; Monogenea; Polystomatidea; Polystomatidae
Source: the annotation of a GenBank genome assembly